Messenger RNA from Penicillium nucicola, 783 nucleotides. Its product is annotated as alpha/beta hydrolase. The record is from RefSeq and is a predicted model, not a curated record. Gene Ontology annotation, molecular function: carboxylic ester hydrolase activity; palmitoyl-(protein) hydrolase activity. Gene Ontology annotation, biological process: protein depalmitoylation. Gene Ontology annotation, cellular component: cytoplasm. Lineage: Eukaryota; Fungi; Ascomycota; Eurotiomycetes; Eurotiales; Aspergillaceae. The coding region runs from base 1 to 783 and encodes 260 amino acids. The transcript has a single exon.
AUGCCUACCAAAACCCCCACCACCUCGGACUUCCCCAAUCUCACAGUAACCAUCACACACCCCUCCCCCUCGUCAACCUCCACCCCAUCCCCAAACAUUCUUCUUCUCCUGCACGGCCUAGGCGACACAGCCGCAGCCUUCACCAACUUUGCCCAAGCCCUCCGCCUCCCAGAGACAACAAUCAUAACCAUCCAAGGCAUUGCCCCGCUCCCCUUUGAUCUAGGCGGUUUCCACUGGGGCGAUGAUGUCUCCUUCAACUCCUCGACCGGCGCGCUAGAUAUGGAUGCUGGCUUUGACAAGGCAACCAGGUUGCUCUCUGGGAUGGUCCGGAGCAUAUUAGUUGACCGGUGCGGGUAUCGCUUACGGGAGAUCAUGGUCUUCGGCUUUGGGCAAGGUGGGAUGGCUGGGUUGGCGUUGGCGAGGGAGCUCGGGAUUGCGAGUAAGGGGUCCGGUGGUGGUGGUGGUGGUGAGGCUUGGAAGGGAGAGGUUGGGCCGCUGUCUGGUGCUGUUUCUAUCGGGGCACCGUAUUCGGUUGAUGGCUCGAGGGUUGGUAAAAAUCGCUCGCCUGUCUUGCUUGUGGCGGGCAGGGACUCGGUUGCUGUUUCGGAUGAUGCGGUGCGUAGGACUAAGUUGGUCUUUGAGUUUGUGGAGCUUAGUCGGUAUGCUCGCAGAGGUGAUGGCAUGCCUUCGUCGAGAGAGGAGAUGUUGCCUAUUAUGCAGUUCUUUGCUAGGACGUUGAGGAGUAGGCAGGGUGUUCCUGAGGGGAGCGUGGAGUUGAGUUGA